UACUUGAGGUGUCUUAGCAGCAAUAUGGAGCAACCUUUAUCAUCCGCAUCAAAGAGAGAGGGAAACCAAUUCUGUUGCAAUUUAUGAACAAGAAAUAACGAGAUCCGGAUCCACGUUUAUUACAGAAGUGGGCCCCAUCGAAAGUAGCAGAUUUCAUUUCAAUUUCAAUCUGCAUUGAUAAACAAAACCGCAACAGAAUUUUCCGUCACCGACGAAGAUGCUGCCAAAUCUCCGAUCCCGGCGACGCCCCCGUUACGGCAGCCUUCUAUGCGCUGUCGUUUCAGCACUUCUUCUCUUAACAACCCUCUCCUUCCUCCGUAGCCACACUCACCGCGUUUUCCCCUCUCACUCUGUAAAUUACGAUUCUCUCCUCUCCGAUUCAUCCAACGAAGACACCACCGGCGGCGAAGAUACAAUCGACGCACUCGACGUAAUCGAAGAACAACAGACACAAGAAUCAACAAACGACGCAGAAGAAGACGACGAACCAAUUGAAGAAACGAACAAAGCUUCAGGCUAUUUCUUCUACCACGUAGAAGGUGUAAUUCGAAGAUCAUUCAGCAAACAAUCAAUGAUGAUGACAAUGGAUCAAUCAAACGAAGGAGUGAAGAUUUUCGAAAUAACGGCGGAAGAUAAAGGGAAGACAGCAUUUGGUUCUGAUGAUGUUGCGGUGGAUGAGAAUGUGAGGAUGAAGAUGAUGGAAGUGAAGGGAAUUGAGGAUGCACUUUUGUUGAAAAUUGGGAAGAAGGUAUCGCCUUUGAGAGAAGGUUGGGGUGAUUGGUUUGAUAAAAAAGGUGAUUUUUUGAAGAAGGAUAAGAUGUUGAGGUCUAAUUUGGAAGCAUUGAAUCCUUUGCAUAAUCCUAUUUUACAAGACCCUGAUAAUGUUGGUCUUACAGGACUUACCAGAGUUGAUAGAUUGUUGCAUAAGUCAUUGUUGCAGGAGUUCAAGACUGUUCCUUUUCCUUCUAGGAAAAUCUCUAGGGAACCCAAGUUAGCAGCAUAGCUUAGUCAUAGGUUUAUUUAGUAGAUAGGGACUGGUAAAUUAAUGUAGCACCGACUCUUCAUACUGAAGAACGUAUGUGGUGUCCAACAUAUGUCCGUGGGCAUUUGUUGGUUGCCUUGGGGUAUAGUUUAUGGUCGCCAAUGGUUAUCAUCUCAGAAAUUGUUUAGAUAUUCAUCUUAGCUGAUUUUUGUCUGUGCAGGUUAGUAUAGUUCAUAAUAUGGUUCUCUCUUUUUUUA
Medicago truncatula (barrel medic) is the source of this 1239-nucleotide messenger RNA. RefSeq lists its product as uncharacterized. The coding region runs from base 218 to 1003 and encodes 261 amino acids. The transcript has a single exon. NCBI's taxonomy places the organism in Eukaryota, Viridiplantae, Streptophyta, Magnoliopsida, Fabales, Fabaceae. The record is from RefSeq and is a predicted model, not a curated record.